GCGGAGUAGCCCGGGACCAUGUUCGGGAGCGGCGGAGCGCUCCUGCUGCUGCUGGCAGCGCUGCUCGGUGCCCCGGCCAGCGCGCAGCCCAAGGGGGAAGACGCCUGCCGCCCCGUCCGCGCCUCCUUCCAGGUGCUGCAGCCCGGAGCCAAGUGGGUGCCUGAGAGCCCAGUGCCAGGCUCUGAUCUCCAAGUAUGUAUCCCCAAGGGCUCCACAUGCUGCUCCAGGAAGAUGGAGGAGAAGUACCAGGCAACAGCCCGCCUGACCAUGGAGCAGCUCCUGCAGUCUGCCAGCAUGGAGCUCAAGUUCCUUGUCAUCCAGAACGCUGCUGUCUUCCAAGAAGCCUUUGAGAUUGUGGUGCGGCACGCAAGGAACUUCACCAACAGCAUGUUUCGGAGCCACUACCAGAGCAUGGGGCCCAGAGCCCUGAAGUUUGUCGGAGAACUUUUUACUGAUGUCUCUCUGUACAUCCUGGGCUCCGACCUCAGUGUCAAUGACAUGAUCAAUGAGUUCUUUGACAGUUUAUUCCCUCUGGUUUACUCGCACUUGCUGAAUCCCGGCUUCCCCGAGCCCUCCGUGGAGAUGGCUGAAUGCCUGCGGGCAGCCAGGAGGGACCUCAAAGUCUUUGGGAACUACCCAAAGAUGAUGAUGACGCAGGUGUCCAAGUCGCUGCAGGCCACCCGAGCCUUUCUGCAGGCUCUCAACCUGGGGAUUGAGGUGAUCAACACCACCGACCACCUAAAGUUCAGCAAGGACUGUGGCCGAGCCCUGCUGAAGAUGUGGUACUGCUCACACUGCCAGGGGCUGCUCCUGGCCAAGCCCUGUGCCACCUACUGUGCGAUGGUGAUGCAAGGAUGCUUGGCGGGUGUCAUAGAGAUCGAUAACCACUGGAGAGAGUACAUCAGGGCUCUGGAGGGGCUGACCAAAGGCAUGCAUGGCAUCUAUGACAUGGAGCACGUCCUCCUGAACCUCUUCUCCUUGGUACGGGAUGCAAUCAUCUACGUGCAGAAGAACGAAGGAAAGCUCUCCCCAACUCUCAGCCGGCUGUGCGGCCACGCUCAGCAGAGGCAGUACCGAGCAGCCCGUUACCCCGGGGACCUGUUCGUCGACAGCAAAGCCCUGAAGGCGACUCGCAUCGAGCAAGAGGAAACUUUGGCGAGCAGGAGGAGGGAGCUCAUCACGAAGCUGAAGUCCCAUGGCAGUUUCUACAGCAGUUUGCCAGAGUACAUCUGCAGCCACAGCUCUGCUGUGCAGAACGACACUCUUUGCUGGAACGGACAAGAAGUCGUGGAGAGGUACAGUCCCCAGAUCACAAAGAAUGGAGCAAAAGCUCAGCCUGGCAAUCCUGAGGUGAAGAUGAAAGGUCCCGAGCCCGUGAUCAGCCAGAUUAUUGACAAGCUGAAACACAUCAACCAGCUGCUCAAAGGGAUGGCUUUGCCCCGCCGAAAAGCUCCAGGUAAAACCCCAGAGAAGGAGGAGGAGGAGAGUGGAGACUGCGAUGAUGAAGAUGACUGUGGCGGAGGCUCCGGGGAUGGAGAGCUGCGCGUGAGGAACCAGCUCCGGUUCUUAGCAGAGUAUCCAUCAUCUGCAAACAAGGGCCAUCACCACGUCCCCCCAAGCGCUUUGGCCCUGUCGGCAGCCUUGUUCGAGCUGGCGUAUGACCUGGAUAUGGACGACACCUCUGCAAACAAGCAGCUUCUAAAUCAGCAAAGCAAAAGUGGUGCCACGGUCUCCAACAGUGACCCCAGGAAUGCAGCCCCCUGCCCCGGGCCUGCUGCUGCCAUCACCCUGCUCCUGCUGCUGCUGGGCCACAAGCUGUGAGCGGGGCUGGUGGCAUUGCUCCAUGGCCCUUUUCUUAACGAGGAAGACAUUUGGAACCUCUUCUGGAAUAUAUGCACAUUUCCAAGGACAGAACAAAGGACUUGAGUGGGUUUUAUAAAGGAAUCUGGUAUCUUCCCACAAAAAAAAAACACAACGGAAAGGGGUUUGUUCAUGGUAAAUGAGUAAAUACGUAACAGUGCUUUUUAAAGAUAAUCCUGUUUAAUAUAAAAGGUUCGUAUUAAACUGAGUUCCUCAUAGGUGUGGAAGACUGAGGUCUCCCUUGCUGUUCAGCCACAGACCUUAUCUCAUCUCAAGUCAUUUGAAUGUGUGUGGGGCUUAGAACGCCUAUGGUACAUGAAAUGCUCUCAGCAAGUAUCAGACCCCUGAUCCUACUUGACCUAAUACAGUUUUUGUCUGUAGUUCAAGCAGGUUUUGUACUAACUCCAGUUUCGAGGCUCACCCCUAGGAAUCUGGCCAGGCACACGGUACAGAGGGCGGGUGAAGACAGGGCAGAGAGAGAGUCAGACGUGCGGUAGGAAGAAAGAUGCUGCAGAUGAGGAGUCGUGGUGCGCCGGGAUUGUCAGGCAGAUGUUCUUCCACGGGCGCCAAGCGCACCUGCACUGUGGCAAGUUGAAGGUGAUUUUGCUGCUCACAUCCCAGGGAGGUCCUGCGAAGCCCUUCAGUCGCCACCAGCGUCCCCGUGGCCCGUGCAAUGCCCUGGUUGUGUUCUGCAGAAGAGAGGCACCUCCUUUCCCACGGGAAAUCUGCAAACAGAGCUCCAGCCAAGGGACAGACGGCACGGAGGUGCACGCGGUGCUUCACAGGGAUGAAUAACAGCAUCCAACUCAUUGUGCUGCAAGGGAGGAAAAGAAAAGGAUUUGCAGAAGCCCGAGGCAGAUGAGACUCUUACUCAUGUGUUUCUUUGCAUGUUACUUUACUUAAGCUAUCUCCAAAAUAAAGAUUGAUUGCUCUAUAAAGG
Messenger RNA from Pezoporus flaviventris, 2800 nucleotides. RefSeq names its product glypican 3 (gene GPC3). The coding region runs from base 19 to 1821 and encodes 600 amino acids. Gene Ontology annotation, biological process: regulation of protein localization to membrane; positive regulation of canonical Wnt signaling pathway; cell migration. The transcript is spliced from 9 exons. Gene Ontology annotation, cellular component: cell surface; extracellular region; plasma membrane. Lineage: Eukaryota; Metazoa; Chordata; Aves; Psittaciformes; Psittacidae. The record is from RefSeq and is a predicted model, not a curated record.